Molecule: messenger RNA, 2916 nt
Organism: Octopus sinensis (East Asian common octopus)
Lineage: Eukaryota; Metazoa; Mollusca; Cephalopoda; Octopoda; Octopodidae
Product: coatomer subunit gamma-2
Exons: 25
Coding region: 103-2733 (876 amino acids)
Biological process (GO): intra-Golgi vesicle-mediated transport; organelle transport along microtubule; protein secretion
Cellular component (GO): COPI vesicle coat; Golgi membrane; endoplasmic reticulum-Golgi intermediate compartment
Molecular function (GO): structural molecule activity
Source: RefSeq, a predicted model, not a curated record
UCCUUUUGCUGUCUGUUAAAACGGAAGUUGCUAUAUCGACCGAAGUGACGUGUAUUGCUUUGGCCGUAACAUUCCCACUUUCAGAGAGUGUUUCAAAAUUGUAUGGAAAUGCUGCGAAGCAACAAAAAAGACGAAGAAGAUGGGGGAAGUAACCCUUACAAUCAUUUGGAGAAAGCCACUGUACUUCAAGAGGCUAGAACCUUCAAUGAAUCUCCUAUAAAUCCAAGAAAAUGCAGUCAGAUAUUAACCAAAAUUCUUUACCUCCUGAAUCAGGGAGAAAAUUUUGGCCGGACUGAGGCAACGGAAGCUUUUUUUGCCAUGACAAAGCUAUUCCAGUCAAAAGAUAUGACAGUUCGUAGAUUGGUUUACCUUGGCAUUAAAGAAAUGUCCAGCAUUGCUGAUGAUGUUAUCAUAGUUACCAGCAGUUUAAUGAAAGACAUGACAGGACGAGAAGACCAGUUCCGAGGACCAGCCAUUAGAGCACUCUGUUCCAUCACUGAUGGCAGUAUGUUGCAAGCUAUUGAGCGUUAUAUGAAGCAAGCCAUUGUAGACAAGGUUCACUCAGUGUCCAGUGCUGCUUUGACUUCAUCUUUGCAUUUAUGUAAAGGCAACCAAGAAAUUGUAAAAAGAUGGAUAAACGAGGCACAGGAAGCAGUAAACAGUGACAAUGUUAUGGUGCAGUACCAUGCACUGGGAUUAUUGUAUCACAUUCGGAAGAAUGAUAAAUUGGCUGUUACUAAACUGGUCAGCAAAUUUAGCAAACAUUCUCUACGAUCCCCAUAUGCACAUUGUUUGUUGAUUCGUAUUGCCAGCAAAUUAAUUGAAGAAGAAGAAUGUGGUGCUGAAAGCCAGCUGUUUGAAUUCAUUGAAAGUUGUCUUCGCCACAAAAGUGAAAUGGUUAUAUAUGAAGCUGCUCAUGCUAUUGUUAAUAUGAAGACAACACCAGCAAAGGAACUUGCACCUGCUGUCUCUGUAUUGCAAUUGUUCUGCAGUUCUCCUAAACCUACUCUUCGGUUUGCUGCUGUCCGAACUCUAAAUAAAGUAGCCAUGAAACAUCCUGCAGCAGUGACUGCAUGUAAUCUGGAUUUGGAAAAUCUGAUCACAGACCUGAACCGGAGCAUAGCAACACUUGCUAUCACAACUCUUCUUAAGACUGGAAGUGAAAGCAGUGUUGAUCGUCUGAUGAAGCAGAUUUCAAAUUUCAUGAAUGAAAUUUCCGAUGAAUUCAAAAUUGUUGUUGUUCAAGCAAUAAGAUCUCUUUGCCUGAAAUUCCCUCGCAAACAUAACGUUGUGAUGAACUUCCUUUCUUCUAUGUUAAGAGAUGAGGGUGGCUUUGAUUACAAGCGAGCUAUAGUGAACAAUAUCAUUGUUAUCAUUGAUGAAAACCCAGAUGCAAAAGAAGCUGGUUUGGCCCAUUUGUGUGAAUUCAUCGAAGAUUGUGAACAUACAGUUCUGGCAACCCGCAUUCUUCAUCUUCUUGGCCGCGAAGGACCACGUACUCCAACACCUUCUAAAUACAUCAGAUUUAUCUACAAUAGAGUUAUUCUAGAAAAUGCUGCUGUAAGAGCUGCUGCUGUUACUGCCCUUGCUAAAUUUGGAGCACAGUGUGAAGAUCUUUUACCAAGCUGUGUUGUGCUCUUAGAAAGAUGCCAACUUGAUACUGAUGAUGAAGUGAGAGAUCGAGCUACUUUCUAUGUCAAUGUUCUCAAGCAGUACCAGAAGGCCUUAAAUUCUGCAUACAUUCUUAAUGGCUUACAGGUGUCAGUGGUUGGCCUGGAACGUGCUUUGCACCAAUACUCUCAAAGCGACGCAUCAGAUGUGCCAUUUGACAUGAAGACUGUACCACUUGAAACCCAGCCUAUUGUUGAACAAAGAACUGUUAUGGAACCAGGAGAAACUGUUAGGGAUAAACCAGAAAAAGUUGCUUCAACUCGACAAGAUGUUUAUGCUGAGCAAUUAAGUAACAUUCCAGAAUUCAGUAAUCUUGGACCAUUAUUCAAAUCCUCAACUAAACCAGUUGAACUGACAGAAGAAGAAACAGAGUAUGUCGUACGAUGUAUCAAGCAUACUUUUGCUCAUUACAUUGUGUUCCAGUUUGACUGCAUCAACACUCUUAAUGACCAGAAACUUGAAAAUGUCACAGUACACUUAGAAUCAACAGAUCCCUUUGAGGUGCUAAAAGCAGUUCCUUGUCAGAAUUUACCAUAUGACCAGCCUGGAACAACCUAUGUACUUGUACGUCUCCCCGAAGAUGAAACCAUAGUGACUACAACAUUCAGCUGCAGCCUAAAAUUCAUUGUCAAAGACUGUGAUCCUAACACAGGAGAACCAGAUGAUGAUGGCUACCCAGAUGAAUAUGUGCUUGAAGACAUUGACAUUAGUGUCGCUGACCAUGUACAGCGUGUGAUGAAGCCCAACUUUGGUGCUUCUUGGGAAGAAGUCGGUCCUGCCAAUGAACUGGAAGACACAUUUUCUUUAUCAUCAGUCAAAACUCUGGAAGAAGCUGUCAAGAAUAUUAUCCAGUAUCUUGGUAUGCAACCAUGUGAAAGAUCUGAUAAAGUUCCUUCAGGAAAGAAUUCACAUAUUUUAUAUCUGGCUGGUGUAUUCCGUGGUGGCCACGAUGCUUUGCUCCGAGCUAAGUUAGCACUGACUGAGGGUGGAGUAACCAUGCAACUUACUGUUCGCUCUUCAGAUCCUAUUGUCUCAGAAAUCCUUGUUUCAGCUGUUGGCUAGAAGAUAAUAUGGGGAAAGUGAAGAAACCCAUUACAUAUAUACAUAUAUAUACAUACAUUAGAAUGAUUACUUGGGUUGAUAUAUUAAUCUUUAUUUGCAACACAUACACUUCCAAUGUAGCGUAUGUUUCUGUUACACUUAAUCAUAUGAUUUUUUUUUCUUCUGUUAAUUAAAAAAUAUUUU